UGGUUAUAAUUGCCUACUACAAAAAGAAUCUAAAUUUUUAUUUAGCACAAAUAUAUUAUAAAAAUGAGCAAUAAUCAUGUUAGUGAAUAAAAUUAGGUUGUCUAAAACGCACCAUACACAGAUAACUCACAUUAAAACCAAGGCAUAUCAUAAAAUCAAUUAGAUACAAAUAUUUAAUCUUAGAAAUAAAAUAUGCCAAAUAAUUUAGAAAAAAAGACUCAUGAACCAUAUAAAUCUAGAAUUGAAGCCCACGAUUCAGUCGAAAGUAGUGAAUUAAUAAAUUAAUUAGCUUAAUUAAGUUCAUAGAGAAAAAAGCAGGACCCUUCUGGAGAUAGCAAGCUCCUUGAAGAACCUAAUGAUAUAGAUGAUGAUCUUAAUUUCUCAUAAAAUACAUUUGAAACAAAAGAUAUUCCAUUCAAUAUUGACACAUAAAUGACAGAAACUAAUCCAAAAGUAUAAUCUGCAGCUAGAAAUAAUUAAAUUUUAUAAGAUAAUUUAGAAGAUUCUUUAGAAAAGGGAAACAAUAAUUUAGGCUUUAAAAAUAAUCUUGCCAAUAAAUAAAAUGCUGAUUAAGUCCAAAAGAAAUAAGAUGAUGAAAAGCAUAAAUAAAUAAUGAUCAUAGAGAAUAAUUAAUUUGAUAAAAAAAAUGAUAAAUUAGAUGAACAUAUGCAGGAAACACAUAUAAACUAAGUAUAAAAUACUAUUCCUUAAAAUCCAUAAUAGUUAUUAUAAGAUUAGGCAGCAAAUUAAAUAAAUUUAUAAGAAGUUGCUAAAUAGCUUCAAGCUGGAGAAUAAAUAAAAUAUUUUCCUUAAUAAACUGAUAAAGAAAUUAAACCAGUUACAAAUUAAUAAAAAGAUUUAUAACAAAAGGGAAUUGAUUAAAAACUUGUUACUUUUUAAGCUGAAAAUGUUGUAGAAGAUUCAUAAAAUGAGGGAGAGUUUUAAGAAAAUUUGGUUCAAUACAAUUAGUAAAACAUACCUACUACCUAAUAAAAUUUAUAAACUGUAUAAGAAGAAAGUAACAUUUAUUAGAGUUCAAAAGGUAGUAUUAUUCCACCUUAGACAUUUAUUUAAUUAAAUGUAAAUGAAUAGCAAGAAAACCAUACCUAAAAAAAACCUUUUGACUAUUAAUAGCUUGAAGGAUUUUUAAAAAAUUAAAAAAGAAACAUGGUCUUUCCUAAAUAAAACGAAAACUAAGAAAUAAUUGAAAAAUACAAUGAAAAUAUCUUAUAUCCUAAUUAAGAAAACUAAUUCGGAGAUAGUAGCCCCUUAAUAAAUAAAGGUAAUGCUUCCAAAAAUUCUGGGUUAAAUAUAAGCUCUGAAAAUUUCAAAUUCACAGUUUAACCAAUUGUUAAUUCUAGCUAAUUCUUUCAUUAAGAACCUAGAUCAAAUAAUUCUCCUCAAUAAAUAUAAUUGGAUAAUGGAAAAACAAACUUGAAGGCCUAAGGAAAUAGGAUAAUGAGCAACAGUGGCAUUAAAUAAGUAGGUUUUGUUGACGACUAAUAAUAAAAAAUUAAUUCAUAGUCACUUCAAGUUAGUGAGAUGUAUUAGUCUAAUUUUUAUUAAGAUGUAGCACCAAGUGGGAAACAUUUGUCUGACUAAACUUUAAUAAGUAUUACUAAUAGCAGUUAACCUUCUAACUUGGUUAAUCGUUUAAGCAAUUUUAAAUCAAAUUAAGAAGACUUUUAAAAUGACUUUUAAUAGUAGCAAUAGCCUUAGUAAAAGUAGUAGAUGAAGAGAUUUACUAAUUUAAGAGAGUCUAUGAAUGAAGAUUAAGAUAUUCCUGAAGAGCUAAGUAUUUUGUCAAAGAAUACUGUUUAAAAAUAUAUGGCUGAAUAGGUUAAUAUAAUUGGCAGUGGUACAAGUAUCAAAGACGCUAAGAGAUAAUCAACCGCAAGUAUGCUAACAGUAGAAAGUAAAGAUAUGGAAGCAGCCACUUAAGAUUAGGUUAGAAAAAUAGUUGCUGAGUAAGUUGAAAACAUGAUUAAAUCUAAAUUAGAUGGAUAAUCCUCAACAAAAUAAAAUAAUUUGAUUUUUAAUAAUGAAGAUCUUUUUAGAUAAGUGAUAAGGGAAGAAUUACAAAACUUUUUAAAAUAAAAUGCUAAUUUAAUACGCCCUGGUUCAAUAAAUUAACUAUCUUCUCCCUCUAAUAGCUAUCAAAACUCUCGAAUUCAAGAUAGGAAAAAUGCUAAUAAAUAAUUUGAAAAAGUGUCUGAAAAAAAAUUCUCAUCGGCUUAGAUUUCUCAAAGGGAAAUAGAGCAAAUGUCUUUAAAAGAACAAUUAUAAAUAGCAAAUUAAAAUCCUUCACCUUAUCUUAAUAACUAAGAUAUAGAUAAUAUUAUUGAUGAAUCUAUUUAAAAGCACUAGUUUGCUUAGCUUCAAAAUAAGUUCAGUCAAUUUUAAAAUUAAUAGUAAAAUUUUGACAGGAAACCUGUAAGUUAGAACACUCCUGAAACUGCUUAAAAGUUAACUAAUAAUAGAGAUUUCAAUACUAGAGAGUUUGAAGAAACAAAAAGGAAAACUGAUUAUAAUAAAUAUGGUGAUUUUCCAAUUUCAAUAACAGGAAAUAAUCAAAAAAACAAUUAAAAUUAAUAAAUAUCAAAUAAAUCCUAUAAAGAUUAAUACUUAUUGUUCAAAAAUGGUAUUUAAAAUGAGCAAAGUAAUAACAACGAUAGUUUGUAAAAUUAUACUCAAAAUCAUUAAAUGUUUGCUGAAUAAAAGCAAAGCAAUAGACAAAUUCAUUAGAAUUCUCAUAUUACUACAGAAAACAGUCCUUAAUUUGCAGUUGAAAGAGAUUCAUUAAGAUUAGCUGAAAUUUCAUUUAGUAUGAAUAGAUAAUAAGCUAAUCAAAUAAAUAGACCUUCACUCAUAUCGAAUGAAUCUCAUUCAUCUAAUUAAAAUUUUAAUCAUAAUCAUUUAUAAAAUAAAUAGAGUCAUUAUUAAUAAUAUUAGUAAAGUAGAAAUUUACUUUCUAAAUAAUCUGAUUAUAGCAUUUCCAGUUUUGCUCCUCUUCCUCCAAUUAGACAUAGUAAGAGUUAAUAAGAUUCUAAUAUGAAUUAGUAAGAUUCGUAGAGAGAUACUCUUCCAGAUGCACCUUUUUCUAGUGCUCAGUCACCUACAUCUUUGUUAGUUCAAUCAGGUUAAGAAGGCUUAGAAUAAAAAUUAAACUAUUAAAAUUUAAUAAUAAAUCCACCGAAAAGACAUCUACGAGCUUAAAGUGACAAUGAAAACGAAUAUCAGAAUGCUAAUAUCUAAAAUAAUAAUUAUAUGAUGGAGUCAAGCAUUAUUUAAAGGAACAGUGAUUAGCACUAGUCGAUAGAAUCUAUAUAAAACUAAGUUUUCUAUAAUUAGAAUUAAGGAAUUUUUAACAGCUAAAAGAAAAUCAGAUAACCAACCAAAGGAAAUUAAGGAUACUAAAAUUAAUAAUCUAUUACAUAAAUAUGGGAAAAAUCUUUAGAUUUCUAAUCAAGGGGACAGCUUAACCGAGCAUACUAAAUGUUAUUAGACAUAGAGGAUGAUAUCUAUUUGCUUAGAAUGAUGAGUAUAACUGGACCUUGUUUUUCUAAACUAAACCAAAAUGUAGGGAAAAAGCUUAUAAGAAGAAUCAACAAAAUAACUCAAAGUUAGUUUAUGGAUAGUAUUAGCUUUUAGUUAUUUUAAAAAAUAUACGAAUAAGACCUUUUGGAAGAUUUAAAUUUAGAAGAUCAUUAGAGCAUUAAAGAAAUCCUCUAUGAUAUUUCUGCUACUCCUUUUUUAGGAGAGUAGGCAGCUAAAUUAUACAAUCUAAUUGAUAACUAAGAAAAUAGUUGA
Messenger RNA from Tetrahymena thermophila SB210, 3810 nucleotides. Its product is annotated as endo-1,4-beta-xylanase xylA, putative. The record is from RefSeq and is a predicted model, not a curated record. The transcript is spliced from 3 exons. Lineage: Eukaryota; Ciliophora; Oligohymenophorea; Hymenostomatida; Tetrahymenidae.